Oncorhynchus keta (chum salmon) is the source of this 3370-nucleotide messenger RNA. Its product is annotated as myelin-associated glycoprotein-like. The transcript has 7 exons. The record is from RefSeq and is a predicted model, not a curated record. Lineage: Eukaryota; Metazoa; Chordata; Actinopteri; Salmoniformes; Salmonidae. Bases 54 to 1277 code for a protein of 407 amino acids.
AGUAAGUGUAUGUUUGUACUGUUUCAGAUGAUCAGUAGUGUGUGAGUUCUCACAUGGCUUGUCCUGAGAACAUGUAUUUUCUCAUUGGUCUCUUUAUGUCAGGUGUUUUGGUCUGUUUUGGUCAACGAGAUUUGAUCACCACAAUGCCAGAUAGACUGGAUGUACUGACUGGCUCCUGUGUGCAAAUCCCAUGUUCAUUUGAUAUUCCUGACCAACAUAAGGAUACAUUUAACAGGGCAAUACUACUCUCUGGAGUGUGGAUUAAAGAAAACUUUGAUGGGCGUCCGGACAAUGUGAUAUUUAACAGCAGUAAGACAGUCAACAGAUAUCAAGGGAAGAUAACUGGAAACAUGUCCCAGAAGAACUGCACCACAGUCUUCUUCAAUGUAACCACCAAUUACACUAAUAUAUACUUCUUCAGGAUUGAGAGUCAACCAUACCAUGCAACAGACACUGGAAAGUAUGUUGAAAUAGUUGUCAGUGAUUUGCCUUCCAGUCCCAUCCUUACUGUCUCAGGUGAGGUGAAGGAAGGGACCCCUGUCAGCUUGAACUGCUCUGCUGUCGCUCCCUGUCCCGAACACCCCCCUGAGCUGACAUGGACUCUUCCAACACAGUUCACAACUGAGAACCAACUGCAGGAGAAUUCAGACCAAACCAAAUCAGUUCUCUCCACGGUGACCUUCAACCCGUCAUACCUUCAUCAUGAGAUGAACAUCACUUGUACUGCAGUCUACCCAGUAGGGACAAGCAACAAGACAGCUGAACAUAACGUGAUGCUUAACGUUUCAUUCUCUCCUAAGGACACCUCGGCCUCCAUCAGUCCAUCUGAUCCAGUAUUAGUGGGCAGCUGUGUUAAUCUGACCUGCAGCAGUACAGCCAACCCUCCUGUGACAACCUUCACCUGGUUCCAGAUCAGUGGAGAUAAACCAACACAGGUAGCAUCUGGACACAGUUACUCCCUCAUUGUGACUGGUGAUGGAGAACUGUACUUCUGUGAAGCAAGAAAUAGUCACGGCUGUGGGAAGUCAAAGGAAGUGCAGCUGGCUAUUAAAGGGCAAGAAGAGCCUGUUAACCCAAAGGUUUUUGAGAUUGUAGGAAAAACCUUGGGGUUGAUUUUCCUUUUCAGCCUGAUCGUAUUCUUUGAAUGGAGGAGGAGAACAUCUAGACUCCCCAGUGGGUUUGACAUGACAGACCGUUCACAGGGACUGGUGGGAAUGAACUCCCCGGUUGGGACAGUGUGCUCUAACCAGGCCACGGUUGGUAGAGGGAACCAGUAACCACCAUUUAACAACCUCGAUGGUCUUUAAGCACAAGUCAAGAAAAGAGGGGCAUUUUAUGUAUUUUUCCAAUGGGUAUUUAUUUUGUACAUAAUGUUUCUGCCACUGUCUGUUAUGACCAAAAAGAGCUUCCAGAAAUCAGGACAUAUUCUAUUAUAGACACCUUAUUGCAAACUUUUAAAUGAUAUUCUGCGACCUACAAUACUUCCUUCGGCAGAGAGACCCUACCCGUGUUACAGCCAAUGAUCACAUCUUGUAUCUCACUGAACUGGUAUUUUCCAAUAACUAUUUCAUCUUUGAGUCAGAGUUUUUACUUCAAAUUCGGGGUGUAGCAAUGGGCUCCCCCUUUGCCCCCAACAAUGCUAAACUGUAUGUGGAACAAUUUGAGGAACCACUCACUUACAAAACAGAGACACACCCCCUUCUUUCUAAAAUCUUCACAUGGAAGAAAUAAACAGAUGUCUCUGUGCUCUGGGAAGGAAGUCAGCAGGAACUAAAUUAAUUCCAAACUCUGCUAAACGAGAGCUCUGAAUAUCUUAAAUUCACCAUGCAGACUGUUGAGAGAAAUAUAAACUACCUGGAUUAUCAAAGAGAAUGAUGCAUUACAUACAGACUUGUACAAACAGCCAAUAGACCUCAAUACCCUGCUACGUGGGGAUAGUAUGCAUCCCCUUCCCCUCAGGAAUAGUCUACCAUAUAGCCAGCAGGUUUAAACAAAUCUGUGGCCAAUAGUCAGACUUUGACUGCAAUGCUUAGAAAAUGAAAACUAAAUUCAAAAAUCAGUGGCUACAUGGAAAAAAGUAUGGAUGCUGCAAUGAUGAAAAUAUCUCAAAAACCAAGAGUGGAAUUGCUUAAAAGUAAACCAAAGAAGAAAAACAAAUAUUUUGCACAAAGUACACCAAGUGUUCAGAGAAAAUGAAAGCAAUUCUGAAGAAGCACUGGCAUAUUCUGCAAUCAGACAAAACAAUUUCACACUUAUUCAAGGAACUGUGUGGACGCAAUGUUCCCAUGUUCUAUAAGUGUGGUUGCAAUAUGGAGGAUAGCUUAGUGAGAUCUGACCUGCCCCCUGAGCCCACUCAGACACUCUUUACACCCAUUCCAAAUGGAAACAACAAAUGUGUCUCAUGCUCACAGUGCAAUAGCUUUACAAAAAACAUCCUUCAGACACACACAUACAGGUGGAAACAUCCCUGUUAGGGGUAUUAUCUCUUGCAAGAUAAAGAGAGUAAUCUGUCUCAUCACAUGUUCAUGUGGGAACGCCAACUCAUUACAAACAAAAAACAUUUAAAACAAUGCAUAGCUGUAAGAACACUGAGUAUCUAGUAGCAGCUCACUUUGUUGAAGCUAACCAUCCCAUCAGCCGUCAUCUGUUGCUCUACCAAGGAGAGGAGGUAACAUGGAGAUCCUACUACUUCAGAGGGAGGCCCACUGGAUUUCCUAUAUAAAACAUUGACCUCUAGUGGUCUGAAUACUGACUUUGAUCUCUGGCCCUUUUUAUGAACAAUUAUUAUAAUGAACAAGUCAUAUAAAUUAAUAUAUUCUUUAUAAAGCUUACCAGUGUACAACCAAUAUGUUCCCCCUGUUGAUGAUGCUAAUAAUGCAUUAUGGAUGAACCAAAAGAUUACAUCUUAUCAACAUUUAAUGAAAUUAGAAACAAUUAAAUAAAUGUGAAAUUAAAUUAAGGUAUGUUGAUGCAAAUCUUUUGCUAAUUUUAAUGAUAACAAUAGGCUAAUAUUUUCAAUAUGCUGUAAACUAUUGUCUUUUAACAGUUACACUCAAUUAAUUCUAAUUAACCUCAUAAUUAUGACACACCCCUCACUAUUGUCAAUGUUGCACUAAUUGCACUGUUUGUCGACAUAACCUGGUUCAAGCAUUCAUGACUUUACCCUGAAGAAGGAACAGUGAUGCCGAAACAUUGGUGUUUUACCCAAUAAAUUACUGGGAGUUUAUAUAUAUAUAUAUAGAUUGUGCAACUCUCUUUGUUUUUAUAGCUUACAGUGUAUUCACCGUUAGUCAGCACCUCUACAAUAAGUCAUUUUCUCUGGGUGUGCUCCAGAUAAUGCUUUUUAUAUCACCUGAACAUAACAAAUAAA